AUGAUAUUAUUUGAUAGCUCGAUUAUUUUCAUGGAUGAAUUAAAAAGUAUUGCGGCAUUGAAAAACGAAUUAUUUCAACCUGAAAGAGUUGUUAAUGAUUUUGAAAUCGGUUUGAUAUUAGCUGUAGCAGCUGAACUAUUCAUCAAGUGUCUUAAUCGACGUAUUCAAAGUUUAGGCUUAAGCACAACUUAUGCUGAAGACGAUGAAAUCAGACCAUGCUGUCGUAAAUUAAUGGCACUUUGUCUUUUGCCACUUCAAGAAGUUGAAAAUCAAUUUUAUAACUUACGAGCAUCAUUAGAUUCACGAUUAAAGCAGGAACUGCGUCAAUUAUUUUUAUAUUUUCAAAAUCAUUGGAUGAUUGAUGUACCACUCCAAAUGUGGAAUUUUCAUGAUACUCCACAUCGUACGAACAAUAUUUGUGAGGCUUUUCAUGGCCGAUUGAAUAGACAAUGCCGGUUUCAACACUUAUAUAGUCAAAUUAAUGCCGGUACACAACAACUGCCAAAAGCAAAGGCAGCUGAUACAAUGCAAAAGUGA
This is a messenger RNA of Adineta ricciae, 537 nucleotides long. The record is from the annotation of a GenBank genome assembly. Lineage: Eukaryota; Metazoa; Rotifera; Eurotatoria; Adinetida; Adinetidae.